This is a messenger RNA of Plasmodium falciparum 3D7, 2223 nucleotides long. RefSeq lists its product as uncharacterized. NCBI's taxonomy places the organism in Eukaryota, Apicomplexa, Aconoidasida, Haemosporida, Plasmodiidae. The record is from RefSeq and is a predicted model, not a curated record.
AUGAAAUUUUUGAUCCUUCUUAUUUUAAUUUACUACAUAUAUUUUAGUAAUGUUAUAAAGAUACGUAAAAAUGAUAUAUCCAUUAUAAAAAGAAGAACGUUAGCAAAUUCCGUUUUUUCUAAAAAAUGGAAUAAAACUAAAAUUAGGCAACCUUUUUUUUCUUAUAAUUUUUACCUGAACAAGCAAGGUUUUCUUCUUAAUCCAUAUGUACAGGAAAAAAUAAAAAACCAAAAAAGUACAGUUUUGAGAAGAUUAAAGAAGGAGGAUAAUUUGAAUAAGUUAUAUUUUCAAAAUGAAAAUAAUACAUAUAAUAACAAAUCAUUAUUUGAUAGAAGGAAUAAAUUUUUAAUUAAUAAGAAUGAGAAAUGUUUUUUUUUUUUUUUUAAAGAAGAAAAGAAAAAAUCAGAUUUUAUGAAGCUACUAGCUAAAUUGCCAGUUAUUACUAUAAAUAAAAAGUUAUAUCCAAAAGAAUAUAGUACUGAUUAUGAAAAUGUAUUAAGAAAAUUUGAUGUAACUUAUAUAAAUUAUAAGACAAGAUUAAGAAGUAAAAAAGAAAUAGAUAUACGUUCGAUUGAUGAUUUAUAUGGACAGAUAUAUGAUAGAAAUAUUUUGAAAAAACAAUUUUAUUUUUUUUUAUAUCAUGAUGAUAUUAAUACAUGUUAUCGAAUAUUAAAUGAAAAUAGAAAUGUAUUAACAAGAGAGGAAUCUUUUAAAAUAUUAAAUUCUUUACCAUACAUUUUUGUUAAUCAUCUUAAAUAUAUAUAUCCUACUGCUGAAAAUGUAGAUCACGUAUUGUCAAAGUUGUUAAAAACAUAUAUUUUUCAAUAUGCCAAUGAUAAAAAUAUUGAUUAUUUGAAUUUUAAGUAUAAAUAUAAUGAACUCGAUGAGUAUUGUAAAAAAAUGGAGCAGGACUUUUUGAUGGAAAAGGAGAAGAGGGAUAAUGAGCGAAAGGUAAUACAGUCGUCUCUCGAUGAGAAAUUAAAUGUGGAUGUGCAAAAAAGUGAUGCGGUACAAAAUGGUGUGCAAAAAAGUGAUACAUUACAAAAUGGUGUGGAAAGAAAUUAUAACGAUAAUAAUAGUGUGAACGAUCAUAAUAAUAUAUGCGUAAAUAUUUAUGAGGAUGAAGAAAAUGCCGAUUACGAAAAGAAAUACAAACACAUGUCAUACGAUUACGAAAUAAUUGAAUUCACAAAAAAGUACAAAGACCUAGUAGAGAAGUUUAGAAAAUAUCCAGAAAACAUAAAAUUAGAAAAGGUACAAUUAUUAUAUACUAAAAUUUUAAGUAUGAAAGGUAAUAAAAUAUAUGAGGCUCUUCGUAAACAUGAAAGUAUAAAAAAGAAUAAAGAAAGGAAAUUGUAUAGAAACGCUCGAUUAAAAGUAGAUCCUAAUAAAUUAACACCUUAUGUAAAUGAACCCAUAAAAUAUGAUAAGAAAAAAAAAAUCGAAAUUAAUAAAUUAUUUGAAAAAUAUGUAGAAGAGAAAGAUUUAAAAAAUGCGGCUUUAAUACUUCGAAAGUAUACAAAUCUUAUUGAUACUGUAGAAGUAAAAAGCAGAGAAACGAUGAGGAAUUUCUUAAAAUUACAUUCAUAUAUAUAUACAUGUAAUAAAUAUAAUGAAAAGGAAUUAGCUCAUUUGAGAAUGAUAUAUUAUUCAACAGUACAAAAACCAACUAUUAUAAGAAAAAUUUGUGAAGUUGGAAUGAGAGAACAAGGAGAAAAUGUAACACAUGGUGAAGUUUAUGAAAAAGAAUUAAAUAGAUAUUUAAAAGAACGAGAUGAAUUAAGAGAUGAAAGAUUAAGAAAGAAAAAUAUAAAUAUCGAUGAAAUCCGUGAUUUUAGUUCAGCUUAUCCAAUGGAAUGGUUACCUGUUAUCUAUAGAGAUGUUUUCGAACAAAUUGAAAAAGAAAAAGAGGAAGAAAAAAAUAAGAAACCUUAUGAUAAGAUACUUGAUAAAACUGCAUUCUUAAAAAAGAAAAAAGAAUAUAUCAAGAAUGUCUUUUCCCCAAGUACAGAUAUGAAGAAAACUACAUCACAAGGAUCAUUGUCAAAUGAUUCAAAUGAAAAUAUAAAGAAAACAAAUAAAUACGAUUUUAUGAAUGAAACCAAUGAACUAAAGGUUGGUAGAAAUGUUAUAAAUUAUAAGAAGAGAUCUAAAAUAAGUAAGAAAAAGAGAAAGGACAAAACUCCAAAGGACGCUAAUAAAAAGAAUGAAGAUGCUUCAUAA